AUGAAUCACACAACUGAAACUUCUGCUGGCGGUAUUGAUCCGUUCUUCACAUGCCGAAAUCACCAUCUCGGUUCCGAUUGCGUCUUGGAUGAUGCCAGUUUCGCGGCCUUGUCAGAAGCAUUGACAGAGGCGAAUACAGUGUCUUCACAACAUAAUGACCGUUGGUUUACCGAUACCCCGCUUCGAAACCUCUCGAAUGAUUCUACAGCUUCUUCAUCCCCUUUUACACCAGGGUUGUCGAUAUCAAGACCCAAGCUUGGCAGUCGAUUCUCUAGAGAAGUCAUCCGCACUUUGAAAGACUGGCUUGCAGCACAUGAGCAACAUCCAUACCCCAAUGAAAGCCAGAUGGAAUCUCUCCGUAAUCGAACCGGGUUGAACAAAGCGCAGCUGACCAAUUGGUUUGCAAAUGCUCGUCGACGGGGUAAGGUGCAGAGUGUUCGACCCACGUCACCUCAAGUCCAUACUACGUCGACCCCGAUCGAUAUCAUCCAGCGACCCGGCACACCCGCUGUCAGGGCAUCUAUGGACUACAAGGACCCCAUGCAACGAUGGGUGGAAUCACCUCCGGAACAUGAGCCUGCAGCUGUUGGCGACAUUGCUCGCGCUAUGGCUUCCCGCGAGAAUGGUUCCGGGCACUUUUCGUACAACCAACCGUGGCAAUCGCCUUGCGCGAUGUCAUCAGCAAGUAGUGCCAGGACUUCCCAGUCCAGCGAAUGCUCGGGUCAUUGCUCUUCGGGGUCGCAGAAGUCACUCAAAAGGCAUGAAAAGUCGCUCCAUCUUCCCCUUGAAAAAUGGAUAUGUGCACUUCUAGGCCCCCGAGCAACAAAAGAGUCUCCUGGAGAGCAAUGCUGCGUCUACUGUGGCGAGACUGAGCCGGACGAUGCUCAUAUCGAAGCGCACCAUUAUUCGGCCUGCCAAGAGCGGAAUCUUGAGGAACGCACGUUCCACCGCAAAGACCAUCUUGUCCAGCACCUUCGUUUGGUGCAUGGUGUUGAAUUCGCCGAAUGGUCAAUGGCCCACUGGAUGCUACCUAUACCUGAUGUUCGAUCUCGUUGUGGAUUUUGUGGCACCAUCAUGGAUACGUGGCUAGAGAGAACCGAUCAUCUUGCGGAUCACUUCAAGUCCGGCGCUACAAUGGCCAGUUGGCAAGGCGACUGGGGAUUUGACGACUCUGUUACGCGCUUGGUGGAGACUGCUAUUCCCCCAGAGCUCAUCGAUUGGGAAAGAAGUACACUCAUCCCGAUGAAAGGUAGCGACCCGUCAUGGGGUACUCCACCAAACGCGUACGAACUGCUCAAGAUCGAGAUUGAAUUCUUUAUUCAAAGAACUUACGACAAUGAGGGGCAUUUGCCUGAUAACGAUGCCAUACAGCUUGAGGCGUGUCGCAUCAUCUUUGCAGCCGAGACAAGCUCUCCCACAACUACUACUGCACCCCACGAUAUUUCAUGGCUGCGAGACUUGAUCAUGUCAUCUCCGGGAAUCACUGAGCGUGCUAGAUUCCAGCCCGUACGAACUUCCCGCGAGAGCAGGCAUUUUCCAUUGAGAAUACUUGCCAAAGAUCAUUUGUUCGAGCAGUGCCCCAUGGAGGCACAUCUACAGGACUUUGUUUUGAGACAGAAAGUAGCGGGUGCAGUGUUAGACGACGCACAACUACAUCACGAGGCAUGCCAGAUCGUAAGGCAGAUGGAGCAGGAAUCGAGUACACCAUCCGACGUCUUUGCCAAUUGGAUCGUCAAGGGAAUCUAUUCGGGUAUGGACUGGCUUUCAAACUUUAAGAAACGAGCAGCAAUUUGCGAAACUGUUGGUAUGACAGACCUAACCAACGAGUUCAACUUGGACACCAUCUUCGAACCAUCAUGGUCACGACCAUCUCCGUUAAAGCCUUCAGUGGCACCGCUUGAUACUCAAUUCCCAGCCCAAGACGUUCCUGAUAUCUUCUCACCACUGCCGACUUUCUCAGAAGCACCUACCGUCGCAUCUACAUCAGUAAAUCGAACUGACGUUCAUGGUCGAUUGCGGACGUUGCUUCCGGACGACACUAAUUUCUACCGCAUUUUCGACAGCGACAUGCGACGCUGGGCAGCCUCAACACUAUCACCGAAGAACCCAAACUGCCACAUACCCUCUGACGAAGAAAUCCAGCACCAAGCACGAUGGAUCAUGUACGAUGGCGACGAUCCGUGGAACCAAACACCCGCAGACUUUCCGAGUUGGCUGUGGCGGUUUAAGAAGGAUGUUGGGAUUGCGACGGAUGCUGAAGUUGUAAAUCCUCAUGAGCUGGCUGUUCAGCCGGAUUGUAACUAA
Pyrenophora tritici-repentis Pt-1C-BFP is the source of this 2304-nucleotide messenger RNA. The record is from RefSeq and is a predicted model, not a curated record. NCBI's taxonomy places the organism in Eukaryota, Fungi, Ascomycota, Dothideomycetes, Pleosporales, Pleosporaceae.